GCUCGGUGGGGCGGGGACGCGCCGUCCUUUUGCGCAGGCGCAGUCGGCGGUCCACGCGCGGCGCAAUGCCGGGGCGUCACGUUUCCCGAGUCCGGGCCUUGUAUAGGCUCAUUUUGCAGCUGCACCGGGUUCUGCCCCCAGACCUCAAAGCCCUGGGCGACCAGUACGUGAAGGAUGAAUUUAGGAGACAUAAGGCCGUUGGUUCUGAGGAGGCCCAGCGUUUCUUGCAGGAAUGGGAGAUGUAUGCAACAGUGUUAUGGCAACAAGCUAACGAAAACAGACAAAAUUCAACUGAGAAAGCAUGUUUUGGCAUCUCUCUCCCAGAAGAAAAACUUAAUGACUUUCGUGAUGAACAGAUUGGACAGUUGCAGGAGCUGAUGCAAGAAGCUACUAAACCCAAUAGGCAAUUUAGUAUGCCUGAGUCUACAAAACCAAAAUUUUAGUCUAUGUAAUAAAGGUUAAUGAAGCAUGUAAAAUUCAGAACCCCCCCCCUUUUAAACUGUCAUUGGUUUUUAAAAUGAUUUGAGUUUUGAGAAUGCCUUAUGUUAAUGAAAUAUUCAUUUAUUUUUGGAUGUUAUGAAUGCAAUAUAUGGAUCAACAUUGUUGGUGACAGUUAAACUCAAUGACAUUAUCACAAUAACAGUACUUGUUUGGGUGGAAUUUGAUUUGGGGGCUAAACAUGAAAGAAUGGUUCUAAAAUGGAUAGACGUCUAGUAUUUUGUUGAAAUUUUUUUAUAUGUAAAUUUUUAAAAUGCUGUGCUUGUUCAAGCAUUAGCCUCAAGGCUUUUCUUUAGCUUCAUCAGGUUAGUAUAUCCUGAUAAUAAUAAUAGAUGUAGAAUUCCAACAAAGUAAUUGUUAAAAUACAUUGUCAUUCUGAACAUAUCAUUUCUACUUUAAUAAUACAUACAUGAUUUUUUUUUCUGAGUGCCCUCUCCCUGAGUCACUGAUUAUUUGCAAUGAAAGGUUAAAGAGAAGCUUUAAGGUUCAGUAUUAUCCUACCAUUUAUAUAAUAGAGUACACAAAGUAGAAUACGUUUCUACAGUGUUUGUUAAUAACAAAUGACCCCUUAAAUAAUUUGUGAUUACUUUGAGAAUCUUAUGUAUUGACCAAUGAUUGGGAAGAUUAAAAGCAUUUUCAUAAAAUUUUCUUAGGCUUGAUUUAUGAAUUUAAAAAAAUCAAAUGGUAAUCCCAUUCAUGUCAUAAAAAUGUGAAUUUUUGAAUAUAUUACAAGCUUAGGUGAAUUUUAUCUUCAGUUGUUGCUAUGGUCCAAAUAUUUGUGUCUCUUCAAAAUUUUUAUGUUGAAACCUAAUCCCCACUAUCAGGUGAUUAGGUCAUGAAGCUAGGGCCCUCAUGAAUGGGAUUAAUACCUUUAUAAAAAGAGGCCCGAGAGAGAUCUCUUGCCCUUUUCAUCAUGUGAGGACAUAGUGAAAAGAUGGCCAUCUGUGAAACAGAAAGUGAGUGCUCACCAGAGUUGAGCUUGGACUUCCCAGCCUCUAGAACUGUGAGAAAUAUAUAUCUCUUGUUCCUAAGACACUUAGCCUAUGGUAGUUUGUUAAACCAGCAGCCCAGAAAAAGACAGUUAUGGAUGUUUACCCUGAGAUUCUGAAGUGAUCAUUUUCUAGAUGCACUUGCACUUAUGUCAGCUCUUUAAAAACUGAUCCAUGUUUUCUCUCAUUUGCUCUCAUGUGCUCUUUGUAUAUGGCUGCUAGGGCGCCCUAGUUCGUUCUUUCAUCCCUCUUUGCAUCUGUCAGUUGAUUAAUUAUUGGUUAUAUAUCUUUCAAUGAGAAAAAGACCAAUUAAUCUCUCUAUAAUAGGCUUCAAGGAUACAACAAUACAUAAUAAGGUUCCUGCCCUCAAGAAUUUUAAAAUAUAAUGUAUUCAGGAACCCUGUUUUAUCAUGAACAAAUACAUUCUCUUUACAGUGUUAUUUUUUUCAUCUUGUCUAAUAGAAACCUAGUGCCUGUUGAGGACAUGGCUUCUCUGUAGUCUUACGAAAUGGGAGUUGUGGAUUUUCUUUUUUUUUUUUUU
This is a messenger RNA of Microcebus murinus (gray mouse lemur), 2028 nucleotides long. RefSeq names its product succinate dehydrogenase complex assembly factor 3 (gene SDHAF3). Gene Ontology annotation, biological process: mitochondrial respiratory chain complex II assembly; succinate metabolic process. Gene Ontology annotation, cellular component: mitochondrial intermembrane space; mitochondrion. Lineage: Eukaryota; Metazoa; Chordata; Mammalia; Primates; Cheirogaleidae. The record is from RefSeq and is a predicted model, not a curated record.